AUGGACUCUGCCACCAAGCUGGUCCUACCUGUUGGGCAAGAGCCAGAAAAAGAGACAAAAUAUAAUUCUUCCGAGUCACAGGUGUAUACAAGAGACAGUUUGGUGACAACUGUCGGGACACAAGGUCAAGCUGUCCAAGAGAGCCUGGAACCUGAAGAACAGAGCCAACAUACAGCCAAGGAGGAAGGUAACACCAACCUCUUUCUACUGCCCUUCCCCAGGAAGCUCUGGACCAUGGUACACAAUGAGGCCUUCCAGUCUUUGAACUGGAGUGACAACAGAGACAGCAUCAUGAUUAAGGUAGACAUGUUUCAGAGAGAGGUCCUUCACUGCAGAGCUGCAUGGAAGAUUUUUGAAACGAAAAUCCUGGAGCGUUUCAUUCGCCAGCUCUACCCGUAUGGGUUCAGUAAGAUUUGCCCAAAGGAUUCUGCACUCCAGUUUAGAAUGAACAGAAAAAUGAUGGUCUACAGAACCUUCAACUUUCAGAGAGACAAACCAGAGCUCCUGAAGAUUAUUAGGAGGAAGAAAUGGGUGAGCAAGGCAACAUCUCCAGUCCCAAGUGCGGUUGAACAAGGGCAGGAUCCAAAGAAGGUGAAGCUUUUACCUCCCGGACUUUACCAAUGGUUCCAAAAGAGAGAGCACGAUGGCAUGAAGUCCCAGCAGCGGGGGCCCAACAACCAGACACCAGCAGGCAACCUUUCCACCCGGCUUUCUAGUACAUACAAUCAGAGCAACAUCCCUGAAAGUGUCCCAGACAACUGUCCACCUCAGCAGACAAGUGUCCCAUGUGGAGAGGGCACAUCGGAUAAUGCUACAGUCCCUCCUUUAGCUACGGGGCAUGUGCCCAGUAGCUCCUCACGGUACCUCAGGGUUUUACUGAGUGUCACAUUAGCAGCUGGUAACUGGGUGUAUAAGAAGAUGGACAUGCCUCUUCACAUGAUCAGGCCUGAAUGCCCCCUCAAGUGA
Messenger RNA from Cricetulus griseus (Chinese hamster), 966 nucleotides. NCBI's taxonomy places the organism in Eukaryota, Metazoa, Chordata, Mammalia, Rodentia, Cricetidae. The record is from RefSeq and is a predicted model, not a curated record.